CAGUAUCUUUCAUAAGUUUUUACCACGAAGGUUUUAUGCAUCUGAGUAGGUUACUGUGAAAAUAAAAUAUUGAGUCCAUUUUUGAAUUAUUUUAGGCUGUAAAUAGAAAACUAAUUUUAUAACUGGGUUUUUGUAACAAAAAUCACACGUCUUUUUUUUUUAGUUUAAAAUACAAUUUCAUUUAUAAUUUUAUUAUGUCAGAAGAACUGGAGCAGACUGAGAAUGCUCAAGGUGAUGACAUUGCUCCAGAAAUGAUGAUUAAGCAUCCUCUUCAAAAUAUGUGGAGUCUAUGGUUUUAUAAAAAUGAUCGUACCAAAUCAUGGGAAGAAAACUUGAUGGAGAUCACCACUUUUGAUACAGUUGAAGAUUUUUGGGCCCUUUAUAACCAUAUAGAAGUAGUUAGUAAAAUACCAGUAGGAUGUGAUUAUGCACUUUUUAAGCAUGGUAUCAAACCUAUGUGGGAAGAUUCUAGAAAUAAACAAGGCGGUAGAUGGCUUUUUAAUGUACAAAAGUCCCAAAGAGUGACAGACUUAAAUAAUUAUUGGCUUGAAAUUCUUCUAUGUAUGAUAGGCGAAGCUUUUGAUGAAUGUAGUGAAGAUAUAUGUGGAGCUGUAGUACAGAUUAGGAAUAAAGGUGAUAAGCUUGGUAUCUGGACAGCAGAUGUAAAGCAUGAAGAUGCUAUUAUGAAAAUAGGACGAGUUGUUAAAGAAAGGUUACAUAUUCAUCAGAGAAAUGCUAUAGGUUAUGAGGCACAUGCUGAUACUCAAGUAAAACAAGGGUCUUCAACAAAGUGCAGAUUUCAAAUUUAACGCUAUUUAAUUCAAUAAUACAAAAAUAACAGUUGUAAAGGUGGUUUGUUUUGCAUUGUUUUGUCCAGGAGCGCGCGAAAAAUAUUUAUCCCUCAUUGCAUUGCGCUUGGAUGUUUUCUUCCAGGUUAAGGGUGACUAUUUCUUUUGUGUUUGACAAAAACUGCAUAGUCUCUUUUUUAAAAUUCUUGCUCAUUCGUUGUUUGCGGUUUUGUGUAAAAAAAAAUGCUGCCAUCAUGGCACAGAAGCAGAAUAUUUUUGUGUAGUUAAAAGUAUAUUUUAAUUAUCAUUUUUUAAGUAUUGUGUAUUGAAAUAUUAAUAUAUUUUUCCUUUGUGUUGUAAGCGUAUUUAUGUAGCAUUGUAUGAUAUUGAAAUAAAUCAUCUUUGCAGCUCGCCAUUUGUUGGCUUUCUUAACUUUAUUUUUUAUUGUGCAUUGAAAUGUUAAUGUAUUCUUUCUUUGUGUUGUAAGCAUAUUUAUGUAGCAUUGUAUAAUACUGAAAUAAAUCAUCUUUGCAACUUGC
Uloborus diversus is the source of this 1327-nucleotide messenger RNA. RefSeq names its product eukaryotic translation initiation factor 4E-1A-like (gene eIF4E1). The transcript is spliced from 7 exons. Bases 195 to 809 code for a protein of 204 amino acids. The record is from RefSeq and is a predicted model, not a curated record. Gene Ontology annotation, biological process: translational initiation. Gene Ontology annotation, cellular component: eukaryotic translation initiation factor 4F complex; cytoplasm. Lineage: Eukaryota; Metazoa; Arthropoda; Arachnida; Araneae; Uloboridae. Gene Ontology annotation, molecular function: RNA 7-methylguanosine cap binding; translation initiation factor activity.